Phytophthora nicotianae INRA-310 is the source of this 4253-nucleotide messenger RNA. RefSeq lists its product as hypothetical. Gene Ontology annotation, biological process: negative regulation of DNA-templated transcription. Bases 181 to 3897 code for a protein of 1238 amino acids. The transcript has a single exon. The record is from RefSeq and is a predicted model, not a curated record. NCBI's taxonomy places the organism in Eukaryota, Oomycota, Peronosporomycetes, Peronosporales, Peronosporaceae. Gene Ontology annotation, cellular component: nucleus. Gene Ontology annotation, molecular function: protein binding.
CACUCUGCCAAUUCCGCACUGGGCGUCGUUGCGCGCGCUGGUAGGGCGGCGCUUUAGUUUUCAAUUUCCCCUGUACUCCUCAAGUCCAAGCAAGUCGCUGUCCAAGACCUCCCAGUCAGCGCCAAGCUCCAGGCUCCCAGCUCCCCCCUUCGCUGACGCUACAUAAGGACACAGAGCAGCAUGAGCGAGGCAGCGGGUGACGCUUUGAAGCUGCGGCUCAAGCUCAAGCUGCCGCGCUCCAUGUCCGUGUCCUCUGUGGCUGAGGAGGCGCACAAGAAGCUGCUGAUUGGCGCGCGGGGCGGCGCCGCCGUCAAGGAGCUGUUGAGCACGGCGCCCAAUAUUGAGGUGGCCAUCCGGGACUUCCAGGCUGCCCACGGCGUCGCGGAGGCGCACGCGCAGCUAUUCGUGCGCAAGAAAGAGAGCAGCAGGCAGGAAAAGCCCACCACCUUCUCUCCGGUGAUGCAGCUGCUGGAUCAGCUGCAAGUUCCGCGCACCAGUAUGUACCAAUCGCUCCUGGAGCAGAUGAAGAAGGAGAUGUUGCUGCGUAUUGCAGACUUGCCGCAGAGCGAGCUGCCACGAGUGCUAGAGCAGACCUUCCCUUACAUUGAGUUUCGAGAGCUGCGAGCGAUCCCAAUAGCUGUAUUGGCCAGACAAGAAGACACACCGGAGAUGUAUCUUCAUGAAUUGACGGAGAACCGACGGAUUCUCGCCGAGCUUCCUGUGCAUGUGAGGAGAAAGAUCUUGCAGGUUGACAGAAGAGAGCUUCAGCUACUCGUAGAGGAGUGUACGCGCGAGUAUGUGACUGAGCAGUUGGAGUGGUAUCUCAACCAUCCGACGUCGGGAUCCGCGACGACCCACCGCUCAUUGUCGAGAAGGAACAGCAACAGUAGCAUGCGCGCUAAUAGCCAGAAUAGGAAGCGCAGCUUGGAUGAAUCAGCAGGUGGUAGUUUGUGGAACGUCUCCAGUCAUGUUCCGUCUUCGGCCGAUGCUGCUGGAUCGUCGUCAUCAGUUUCUGGGUUUAGCGGAGAGCGCCGCCCGUCGUACGCUCCAGACGAACGCCGACGUGAUAACCCGGCACUUAUGAAGCUUGUGGAGAUGCUGGGUGACUCAGAGUCACUCUAUUUAUCGACAUUGGAGAUCUGGCGUAGUUACGUGGUGGCUGCGAACAUUCCUGGUAGUGCCACGAGCAAUCACCCAAAAGAAUAUGUGGACUACGUGGCACUUCUUGGAGCUAUGCGCAGUGAUCUAGCCAAUCUUCAGCGUGACAAAACAACGCCGCUACUGCGAACCGAUCCACUUCACAAGUUCAUUUGGUUUUUGGAUCGUGCAUUGAAGAACCAGACACUAGAGAGCGCUCAACUUCACGAACUGUUAGGAUUUAUUGGACGACUUCGUACAUCUGACUUGCCUCCCAACAAGAAGUUUCGAAAGAAAGGUGGAGUUGAGGAAGAAGAGGAGAGCUUUGAAGUCGUAUUAGGGCCACCGCCAGUGGAUGAGCUUCUUGCCGUGCUCGACAAGAUCGCAAAAAUCGAUGCACGCUUGAUUUUCGCUGAGCCAGUGCCGGAUGAUGUGCCAAAGUAUCGUGAGAUUAUUAAGGACCCCAUGGACCUGUCAACGAUGCGGAGGAAAGCCAAACGGGGCAAGUACAAAACACUGGACGCUUUUGUUGCGGAUUUUAACCUGAUGAUCCGCAACUGUAUGACUUUCAACCCGGACACGACUAUUUUCUAUAAGGAAGGAAAGCGUAUUGGCAAGCGAGGAAACGAGCUUAUCGAGCGAAAUGCUACAGCUUUGCGUGGUGAGCCUCAGCGAAUCCGCACUAAGAAACGUCGCAAGACUGGAAGCGGCCCCACCAGCGAGGCUCUUAGCAUGCUCACAAGUACCGGUGUUGUGACGAUCAAGGACUUUGGCGAUGUUGAUCAAUCUGGGAUGAUUCCGGAAGGCAUGUGCGAUGAACUGUUGGCGGAUGUGGCACUCGUGUUGUCGGAUCCGCUUGUAAAGCAGCUUAUCUGUGAUGCUCUUAUGAAGAACCUAGUGGUAUGCUGGCAAAGAAAAGAGCUUCCAACGGACAACCUGAUUUGUCGUGCGCUUGUGCAACUUCUUCAGAUUGGUAACCCAUCCAGUGUGCGCCGCAUGAUUCGGAAGCAGGACUUUGUGCUGCGUGCGCCACAAGUAGUAACCAUGCGUGUCGUGCUGCCGCUAUUACUGCGCACGAUGGUGGGUUUCCGUGUGUAUUACGCAUUUCCCGCAGGAUUGCAGCGUGAAUUAAAGACAAAAGCGAAGGAAGACGUUUUGAGUACUAUGCUCUGGGAGAACGUGCUGCGAGCAAGCUCAGCUAUUCGUGCGAUGGCCAAGUCGUUUGCUGUACAAUGUCUGGUGGAUCACCAGGUUGACGCUGGAUCACAACUGCUGCACCAUUUGCUUUUGGCUGAAGAAGAAACGCUUCUACGCGACCGUGUUUUGCUCCAUGCAGUGGCUGAAGUCGUGCUGGAACAGAUGAAAGUGGCCGCCGCAAGCACUAGCAGCAAUAACGGUAGCGAUGGUGGGUCAAAUUCUGCUGAGAACGGUGAGGUGACGAUGACGCUGAGCGAGCAGUUGCAAGCUCUACCAGUAUGGACGCAGGUUUUCGACGGCUUUUUUGUGGAUGUUCUCGGAAAGCGUAUUCAGGCAGCCAAGGAGUCGACUGGGUCUGUCGUGCAUUUUGCUGAUGGUAUGGUUGAGUCAGUUGAGGAGGAGCAAGACACUGCUGCCUCAGGCGAAACGUCAUCGAAAAAACGCAAACGACAACACGUGGUUAAGAGUUUCCCAACUCCAGUGUUCCACGAGAAAACGGUCUUGCUGAUGUCGUCACUACUUGCUUUGAUAGAAAAGGGGGGUUCUGCAGCCGGAGGUGACGUGAUGAUCGCUUCCUACCUCAAGAAAACGUUGGGCGUCUUACGCACCAACUGCUCGUCGUUGGAAGACUUUGAAGCUCUUUGGAAUAGCCCCGUGUUUUCAGGGUGUCGGCAACUCUACGAACCGAUGUUGUUAAAGUGCUCUACCAUGCAAAAAGAUUUGUUCGCCGUCUUAUCAUCGGAUGUCAAGGCCGAAGCGGUUAGUGGGCAAAAGAGAAAGAUCGAUUCGGCGACUAUCGAUGCCGAGACGCAAGGUGACAACUCAGGUGUGAACUUAGACGCUACUACCGCAGAUGAAACGAUAACGGAUGUGGUUAUGAAGUCGGAAGGUGCAGGCUAUGACGGCGCGGACGAGGAUUCCAAUGUCUCUGGUGCCGAUGCAAAACCUGCAGCUGAUGUUGAGGCAAACGGGGUUGUCGAGGCUGGUGCUGCUGUCCCGGUCACAGAUACCAAGGUUGAAGAAGAUACUAGCAAAAAAGAGAGAGCUACAGUACUAGCAGAAGCUGAUAGCAAGAACGCAAACACUGACACGGCGAGCGACAAUUUAGCUGUAAAAGGGGAUGCUUCUGCUGUCAAUAGCACGGAGGAGGAAAGGAAUGAUGUCGCUGUCAAGGCUGACAGUGUGGAGACUGAUGCCGAAUCUGUGGCUACUGUUGUUGAGAACAACGGAGACAACAUCAAUGUGAACAUGGAAGAUGCCGAGGAAGAAACGAAGUCCCCUGGGGCGAAAGAUAACACUAGCGGCGCUGAUGUAGACUCACCGGAUGAUAGUUCUUCUGACGUUCUCCCUGCGUCAACAACAACAGCUGAGACCAGCAGCGAAUCCACACACCAACACGAAGAAGCAACCACCAACUCAGCCGGGGAUGCUGUGGAUACUGGCGACAAACAGAAAGAAGUCGCCGCUGAGGCUGUGCCAGAAUCAGCAGCGGAGGAUAAAAAUGAUGGGGAAGAGGGAGCACAAGCAGUUGUAGAAGAAGAAAAGGAGGCAGUCGAGACGUAAUAAGCGUACUGGGCACAAUAGUAAGCUUCCGUUUUGUUCAUCAUCCCACCCAAUAGGCAGGGUAUAAGCCCCACAACUGGUAUCUGGAGUCUUUUAUCGCAGCGCAUGUAACAGCAGCCUUGCGUGGAUAUCCCUUCAAAGUCCCAACUCGUAAAUAGAAGGCUGUACACGUAUCCGUGUAUUUUUUUUCAUGCCUGGGGUGGUAGACUCAGCUAGUACAAAUUGCAAUCAUCGAGACGUCAUCUGACAGCUUGGAACCGACAUUUUCAUGAUGCUACCUACAUGAACAGACAGACGAAUAAUUCUUUGGUGACGGACAACAAAAACUACGUAGAUGACCACGAAACGAAUCAAAG